GCGUUAGUUUGGCGUAGUGUAAUUUCCAAACUUGAUUGUUUUUUUGACAAAAUUGGCCCCCCUUGUUUGACUGAAGGUGUAAAUAUGAAAGCGACUGGUUGUGGUACUCUACCAGAAUUGCAAUGUGCUAUUUGUGCUCAGGCUAGUCAUGGAUGUCAUUUCGGUGUUGUUGCCUGCCGACCGUGUGCUGCUUUCUUUAGAAGGUGUGUAAUUGAAAAUCGUACUUAUAAUUGUCUUAGAGGAACAAAUAAAUGUGAUAUUCGUGAAGGACAUCGAAAUGCUUGCAAAGCAUGUCGCUUACGUCUUUGUCGUCAGGCUGGGAUGAAUUAUAACUUUUCUUCUAUUGAAGAUAAUGACAAAGAUUUAUCAUUUCCAUUUCAAAAUGAUUUACAAGUUACUGCUACUGGAAAUAUUGACGAUUUUACACAAAUUCAAUCAGAUUCAAAACCUUUGUAUUUUACAAUGUUGAAUGACGGAUUUCAGAUAUUUUCACAAAUGGAAAAUAAGACAAAGCUAACAAUUCUUGAUUGUAGCUAUAGACAAUUUACAAUGCUUCAUUCCUGUUAUUUAACACUUUCCCAAUUCCCUGAUAUUGAGGAUAACCGUUUUGUUGUCAAUUUUGGUUAUGUUAUUAAUAUCGAUGAAUUAGACGGGUUUAUUGAACAAUUGGCAAAAGACAAACCUAAUCCUGAGGAAUAUAUUCGUCUGAAAAAGCCUUUAAUGGAGAAAUACUACAAAUUCAUUAGCAACUUAAAGAAAUUUCCAGAAGGCAUUAAACAGCAGGAUAUUUGUGCAAUGAUGGCUGUAACAAUUUGGAAUAUUACCCAACAAGAAUUUGGACAAACAAAAAUAAAUAAGGAUUUACCGGAAUGGGUACGAUUUAAAGAAACUUUCCUUUCAGAAUGGUUAGCGGAUUUGACAAUGAGGUUUGACAAUAAAACACAUGAACCGGCAAUCUUAAUGGCGCAAUUGCUUUGUAAAUUGGUGGAAUUAAAUUCAAUAGCAUCAGCAUUGGAAGGGACCACAAUACUUCCUGACUUUCAACCACCACAUUUGUGA
This is a messenger RNA of Meloidogyne enterolobii, 1059 nucleotides long. The record is from the annotation of a GenBank genome assembly. Lineage: Eukaryota; Metazoa; Nematoda; Chromadorea; Rhabditida; Meloidogynidae.